CCGAACCAUACCAAAGGUCAAAAUUGUCCGAAAGUGUAAAACCUUCCAAUAAUUGGGAGAUUCCAUUCUACACGAACCACGCUCGUCUCCUCCGAUUUUACUUUUCGCUCUCUUUUCAAAAAACCCAAGUACAAUAAAUAAAACAAAUCCGCCGUUCACCGGAAUCCGGUAGUCACGUAGUUAGGUUAGUUUCCCUUCUUAUCGCCGUCUUUGAUUCGCAACCGGUUUAGGGUUUCCGUUUGUUUUCUUGAUGAAACCCUGAAGGCAAGAAAGGGGAAAUUUUUUUUGGUAAAUUACUGUACAGCAGCUUUAAUCAAUGUUUACCCCUCAAAAGAAUUCUUGGUCGGCGUUGUCGCUUACACCUAGAGGAGAUGCCGCAACUUCCGCAAGAAGCGGUUUGGGUGGCAGAAUGUCGGCAUCAAACCCUAAAAAUAAUUUGGGGAAAGGGAAGGCCGUGGCGUAUUUUGAUGGCCCGCCUCCGCCGCCUGUGUGUUUGUUGAGUGAAAAUGGGGAGAUGGAUGACGGCGAUGGCGAAAACAUGGAAGAUUGGAGGAGGUUUAAAGAAGCUGGAUUGUUGGACGAAGUUUCGCUGGAGAGGCGCGAUAAAGCCGCUUUACUUGAGAGAGUCUCCAAGCUCGAAAAUGAGUUACUUGACUAUCAGCAUUGUAUGGGACUACUUUUGAUCGAGAAGAAGGAAUGGACAGCUAAGUUUGAUGAACUCAGAGAAUCUCUUGCAGAAGGUGAGGAAGAACUAAAACGCGAGCGAGCAGCGCAUCUGAUUGCUCUUGCUGAAGCUGAGAAGCGAGAAGAUAAUCUGAGAAAAGCAUUAAAUACAGAAAAGCAAUGCGUCGCUGAUUUGGAGAAGGCUUUACGAGAAAGUCGUGUAGAGUAUGACCAGAUCAAGCUUAAUUUGGGCUCAAAGCUUUCUGAUGCUAAUGCGUUGAUGUCUGAAGCUAACAAGAAGUAUUUUGAAGUGGAGGAGAAAUGGACUGCAGCUGAUGCAAAACUUACUGAGGCAAGCCGAAAGGCUUUGGAAUUGGAUAAGAAACUUCUUGAAAUUGAGACUCGGGAAAGUGUGCUCAGAAAGCAGCGGAUGUCUUUGAAGGCAGAGCAAGAAGCACAUGAAGCUAAAAUUUCAAAGCAUAAGGAAGAUAUGAGGGAGUGGGAAAAAAAGUUGCAAGAAACAGAAGAGAGACAGUGUGAAGGGCGGAGGUCACUUAAUGAGAAAGAAGAAAGAGCAAAUGAAUUUGACAAGAUUCUUAAGCAGAGGGAGAAGAAACUUGAAGAAGAAGUUGAGAAGAUCAAUCUUGCCAAUUUGGCAGUGAAAUCAAAGGAAGAGAAUUUAAAAAGGAAACUGGAACUUUUAUGUGUGAAUGAGGAAAAAGCUGAGUCGAUGCGGAAGGAACUAGAAGCAAAAGAGAAAGAGUUGAGUAGUUUAGCAGAGAAACUUAACACCAAAGAAAGAGUGGAAAUUCAGAAGCUUCUUGAUGAGCAGCGGAGAAAUCAGGAUCUGGAAAAACGGCAGUUUGAGACUGAAUUGGAAAACAGAAGAAAACUGCUUGAUGAGGAGUUGAAGGAAAAGGCUGAUGCUUUGGAUAAGAAGGAAGCCGAAAUUUCCCAUGAGGAGGAAAAGCUAAGAAAAAGGGAGCUAGCUGUAGAAAGUAAGUCUGACAGAAUCAAAGAGAAAGAAAAGGACAUUGAAGCAAAGCUUAAAAUUUUGAAGGAAAAGGAGAAGUCAAUGAAGGACGAGGAGAAGUGUUUGGAUUCAAUUAUGAAAGAAAUAGCUUCUGAGAAGGAUAGUUUACAAGUCCUCAAACUGGAACUUGAAAAGAUGAAAGCUGAAAUUAGCCAAAAGCAACUAAAAAUUCAAGAAGAAAUUGAAAAUCUUAGAGUGACAGAUGCAGAUAGGAGAGAGCAUACAAGGCUGCAAAAUGAAUUGAAAGCAGAAAUCGAGAAGUGCAUGGUCAAGAAAGAGUUACUCCUGAAAGAGGAGGAUGAUCUGAAACAAGACAGGAAGAAAUUUGAGGAAGAAUGGGAGGCUUUGGAUGAGAAGAGAGUAGUUGUCAUCCAUGAGUUGCAGCAGCUUGAAGAAGCAAAAGAAAGGCUUCAAAAGAUGCGACACGUGGAAGAGGAGAAAUUGCAGAGUGAAAAGAUUGCCACCAAGGAGUACAUUGAGAGGGAGUUGGAGGCUCUCAACUUGGAGAAGGAAUCUUUUGCUGCUAAUAUGAGACAUGAGCAAUCUGCAUUAACUGAAAGAUCCAGGAACGAGCAUGAUCAACUGCAGCGUGAGUAUGAGGCUUUAAGAAGGGAUCUAGAGAUUAACAUGCUGAAAAAGCAAGAGGAAAUGGAGAAAACAUUGCAGGAGAAAGAGAGAAUGUUUGAAGUGGAAAGAGAUGCAUCACUUAGGAACAUCCACGAUCAAAAGGAGAAAGUAAUGAAGGAAAUUGAAGAUUUGAGCUCCGAGAGGAACAGAAUUAAGAAGGAUCGUCAUGAUAUUGCUGUGAACAGAAAGCAACUGGAAGAGCAGCGAAUUGAAAUGGGGAAGGACAGUAAUGAACUUUUCAUACUUAGCAAGAAACUGAAGGAUCAGCGUGAAAGUUUUAUUCAGCAGAGGGGUCGAUUUCUUGCAUUUAUUGAGAGGCUCAAGUACUGUAAAGACUGUGGAGAGAUUGCCCAGAGUUAUGUUCUUGCUGACCUCCAGUUAGCUGAACUUGAACAUAAAGAAAUUUCUCCUCUACCAGUGAUCGGUGAUGAGCUUUUGGAGAAAGUUUCUUCUUAUGGAACAACUUUAGGAAGAUCAGGUACUGAUGUUGAUGUCAAGUCUUCAGAAUCUGGUGGACGUGUUUCUUGGCUUCGGAAAUGCACGUCGAAGAUUUUUAAAUUUUCACCUACAGGAAUUAAGCAUUUGGCAUCAGAAAGCACUGAGAGAGCAGUGGCUGCAGUGGCUUCUGAGGAAAAAACUGAAGAACCUACUAUUGCUGAAAACAUAACACCUAUUGAUUUUGAAGAGGAGCAAUCUGUUGGAAUUGGUGGAUUGGGUGAUGAGCAAACAAAUGGGGAUGGUAGGGAUGAGCAAGGUGUAGAGGAUUCCCACCAGUCUGAGCAGAGUAGUCGUCUUCAGAAACCUGGGAAGAAUUCUACGCGCGGGCCUCGUAGGACAAAGUCUGUUAAAGCAGUUGUUGAAGACGCUGCAAAAUUUUUGGGUAAGACCUCAGAAUUACCUGCUACAGCUGAAGAGCAGGGAAAGGAUGUGCCAUAUGUUAAUAAUGAAAGUAGGGCAGAAUCAAGUUUUGCCGACAAAGGUGCUAGAAAGAGGGCACGGGCACAAAGUUCUGUUAUGACGGGGAAUGAUCUUGAUGCCGAAGGAAGUGAAGGGCAGUCAGAAAGUGUUACAGUAGGUGGUCGCCGGAAGAGAAGGCAAACAACUGCUCCUUCAUCAAACACAGGGGAGAUGCGUUACAAUCUUAGGCGACCUAGAACUGUAAGCACGGCUGUAGCACCACAGGCUUCCGUUGAUAGCAAGAAGAGGACUGAAGCAACUGAAGAUGUUGAUGGUGCUAGUUUAGAACCAGCACAAAAUGCUGAGGUUACAUCUAGACCAGUGUUGGAAAUCGCGAGUGGCAACCAUGAUUUCAGACCAUUGGUUCAAGUUACAUCAUAUAAACGUGUUGAAACUCAACAAAUCUCAUCUCACCGUGUUAGGGUAAAAAGACUAUGAUCAUUUGUCCUUAAAAAAUUACAGGUUGUCACUAUCAUAGGUCAUCAUACAAACAUGAGUCUGUAUUUUCUCGCUCUUCUGCAGUUUGGAACGCCAGAUGAUGGUGCAGGGGGUAAUGCCAAUGCUACGGAAGUUGAAAUUGUAGACAUCGGUGAUAAUACGAACUGUGCACCUGAGCACAAUGAUGAAGAUGAGUGUGGAAGUACCUUGCCAGGCGAUGAAGAAACUGAUGAUGCAGACUAUGGGGGAGAUGAUGGCGGGGAUGAUAAUGAUGAUGGAGGAGAUGAAGAUUCUCAGCAUCCUGGUGAAGUGUCAAUUGGAAAGAAAAUUUGGAAUUUCAUGACAACAUGAUGACUUCCUCGUCUGGUAGUUUUCAUUUACCUGAAGGUAGUAUUUGGUUUAGAAAUCAGUUUAGACACGAGCAAGCUUCCUGUUGAUCUGUUGAUUUAGAAGUAGGUCUUUUUUCAAUCAGGUUCGUAGUGAAGAUUAAUCUGCUGCAUUUAACAGAAAGCCGAUUGUAGUUGAUCUUCGUAUAGAUGUCUGUGGAGUUCAUAUUCUUGUUCCAUAUUAUCUUUGGUCCCGAAAUCGUUAAUUAGCAAUCAAAUAAAUACUUUACUUCUUUGCAACUUAUUGUUGUUCCUGAUUAGAGUGAUGGGGCCUGG
This is a messenger RNA of Oldenlandia corymbosa var. corymbosa, 4380 nucleotides long. The record is from the annotation of a GenBank genome assembly. NCBI's taxonomy places the organism in Eukaryota, Viridiplantae, Streptophyta, Magnoliopsida, Gentianales, Rubiaceae.